Molecule: messenger RNA, 4353 nt
Organism: Engraulis encrasicolus (European anchovy)
Lineage: Eukaryota; Metazoa; Chordata; Actinopteri; Clupeiformes; Engraulidae
Gene: ttc21b
Product: tetratricopeptide repeat domain 21B
Exons: 29
Coding region: 130-4098 (1322 amino acids)
Biological process (GO): intraciliary retrograde transport; protein localization to cilium
Cellular component (GO): intraciliary transport particle A
Molecular function (GO): protein binding
Source: RefSeq, a predicted model, not a curated record
AUUGCUUGGUUGCUAAGACGCUGUUUCUUCCCAGCAAAGAUGGCGUAAAUAGAUACGAUGUAGCUGUUCUUGAACAUUCAACAAUCCUGCUACAUUGUUUCGAUUAAGUAUUAGUGUAAAUAUUUGACCAUGGCAGAUAUUCAGGAUGAGGAAACGGCGCUGGCAUUACUGCUCUAUUACUGCCAGGAAAAGUAUUCCAAUAAUGUCAUCGUAAUUGCAACGGAAGCGCAGAGGAAAUUCAGCAGCAAUCCUAUCUUUUUGUUUUUCCAUGCCUAUGGCAUCCUCAUGCAAGAGCAAGUCAAAGAUGCCAUCCAAGAAUUUGAGCAGCUUUGUGAUAAACGCGAUGUGUCUCUCUGCUGCUACAUGGCCCUUGUGUAUGCACACAAGAAGAAACCCAAUCCAGAUCAAGAUGUUAUCCAGGAGUUUGAUGUGAGGGUUAAGGAGGACCGCAAGAGUGCAAGCCCUAAGGGUCUGUACUACGCUGCCAUGUUCCUUUGGCUGCUGGGCCGCAAUGAUAAAGCAAGGGAGUAUGUGGACAGAAUGGUUAAGAUCUCCAAUGGAUCUAAAGAGGGCAUUAUCCUUAAAGGAUGGAUAGACCUGACAUCCAAUAAGGAGCCGUACGUGAAGAAGUCCGGGAAGUACUUUGACGAGGGGAUGAAAGAGAACAGCAGUAUUCUGGGUCUAAUGGGGAAGGUUCAGUACUGCGAGUUUCGCCAGAACUAUUCAGGGGCCCUAGAGCUGGUGAGCCAGAUCAUUGUCAGCUACCCGGGCUUCAUCCCAGCCCUCAUCAAGAAGAUGCAGCUCUUUCUAACCUUGCAAAACUGGGAGCAGACCGUGGACGAAGCUCAUAGGCUCUUGCAGAGGGACAAUAAUAACCUGGAGGCCCUGAGAAUGCUGGCCCUGCAUUCCCUCUGCAGAGAAGGGGACAUCAGCGAGUCUAUGAACUACCUUUCCAACCUGGUCACCAAUCUGGAGCUCCAGGAGCCUGUCAACCCAGAUCUGCACUACAGGGUGUCCCUGGCCUUCACUCGACUGUGUGGACGCGCUGAGCGGAUCCUGCAGCAGACUCACUCCCUGGUGGAGCGGGCCUUCUCCCAGACGUCGGUGAGCUCGGAGCUGGCCACGGAGAUGGGCUACCAGCUGGUGCUGCAGGGCCGUCUCAAAGAGGCCAUGAAGUGGUACAAGACCGCCAUGAGCCUGGACGAGUCCAGCGUCUCCGCUUUGAUGGGCAUUAUCAGGUGUCAGCUCCUGGAGGGCCAUCUGGACGAUGCUGAGCAGCAGCUGGAGUUCCUCACCGAGAUCCAGCAGUCCAUCGGCAAAUCAGGGGAGCUGCUGUAUCUGCGCGCGGUGCUGGCGGUGAAGCGUAGGAAGGGUCAGGAGGAGGUGACCAACCUGCUGAACGACGCGGUGGACACCCACUUCUCCACCCUGCAGGGGCUGCCCCUCAGCGUCGAGUACUUCACCCGCCUCAACCCAGACCUGCUGCUGGAGAUCGCCGCCGAGUACCUAGCCCUCUGCCCCGCCAAGCCUCCAGCCCAGGGGCAGCCUCCCGCUCCUCAGCUGCAGCACUGUGCCUCUGUCCUGGACACGGUGGUGAAGAUCGUCCCUGGCCUCCUCCAGGCCACCUUCCUCAUGGCCAGAGUCCGCUUCCUCUCCGGUGAUGUGGAGGCGGCCCAGGGCAGCCUGCAGCACUGCCUGGAGUUGAACCCGUCCCACGCGGAGGCCCAUCUCCUCAUGGCCCAGAUCCACACCCUGCAGGGCAACUUCAAGCUCUCCGCACAGUCCCUGGAGCUCUGCCUCAGCCACAACUUUGAGAUCCGAGAGAACCCCAUGUACCACCUGAUCAAGGCGCAGGCCCAGAAGGCUCUGGGGGAGCGGCAGGAGGCGGUCAAGACGCUGCAGAUGGCCAUGAGCCUGCCCGGGGUGCGGAGGGCCGGCUCCCAGAAGGGCUGCGGCAGUAAGAGGGGGGGCGUGGACCUGGGCACCGCAGACUGUGUCUCCAUCUUCCUGGAGCUGGCCGAGGCUCUGUGGAUGAACGGGGAGCAGCACGAGGCUGCCAAAGUGAUGCAGGACGCCAUCAACGAGUUCACGGGCACCGUGGAGGAGCUGAGGGUGACCAUCGCCAACGCCGACCUGGCACUGCUGCGCGGCGACACCGAGCUGGCUCUGAGCAUGCUCAGAAACAUUACCCCCGAGCAGCCUUACUACAUCCAGGCCAAGGAGAAGAUGGCCAACAUCUACCUCAACCACCGCAAGGAGAAACGCCUCUACGUCAGCUGCUACAGGGAACUGGUGGAGAAGGCCCCCAGCCCCCACACAUAUCUCUUGCUGGGAGAUGCCUAUAUGGACAUACAAGAGCCGGAGAAGGCCAUUGAGGUGUACGAGCUGGCGCUGAAAAAGAACCCCAAAGAUGGCGCCUUGGCCAGCAAGAUCGGGAAAGCACUCGUUAAAACCCACAAUUACGCAAAGGCCAUAAGCUAUUACGAGGCGGCGCUGCGGAGCGGGCAGCAGAACUUCCUGCGCUACGACCUGGCUGAGCUCCUGCUGAAGCUUAGGCAGUACGAGGACUGUGAGAAGGUCCUGCAUGAGGCCCUCACCCAUGACGCCGCAAACGAGCUGUCGGUGCUCUCGGAGGAUUGCCGGUACCUGGUGCUGCUGGCCAAGGUCCAGAGCAAGGUUGCCAAAAAUAACGAAGCCAUUCUGGCCCUCACCAGGGCGCGAGACGUCCAGGCGAAGGUGCUGAAGCGCGUGCAGUUGGAGCAGCCGGACGGCGUUGCCCAGCAGAAGCAGCUCGCCGCCGAGAUCUGCGCCGAGAUCGGCAAGCACUACGCCAGCCAGAGGGGCUACGAGCGCGCCGUCAAGUUCUACAAAGAGGCCCUUGUUUAUUGUGAGAGCGAUAGCAAGGUGAUGCUAGAGCUGGCUCGGCUGUACCUGACUCUGGACGACAUCGACGCCUGCCAACAGCAGUGCUGCGCGCUCCUGAAGAGCGACCAAGCCAACGAAUCAGCAACUCUGAUGAUGGCGGACCUGAUGUUCAGGAAGCAGGACUAUGACCAGGCCAUUUUCCACUUUCAGCAGCUCCUGGAGCAAAAGCCGGACAACUACCCGACGCUGUCACGUCUGAUCGACCUGCUGAGGCGAGCAGGCAAGCUGGAUGAGGUCCCCCGUUUUCUGGACAUGGCUGAGAAGCACUCUCCCAGGGCCAAGUUUGACUCCGGCUUCAACUACUGCAAAGGUCUUUACCUGUGGUACACAGGUGAGCCCAACGACGGGCUACGGCACUUCAACAAAGCCAGAAAGGACAACGACUGGGGCCAGAACGCCGUCUACAACAUGAUUGAGAUCUGCCUGAACCCGGACAACGAGACCGUGGGUGGGGAGGUCUUCGAAAACCUGGAUGGUGAUAUCGGGAACUCCACGGAGAAGCAGGAGUCGGAGCAGCUGGCGGUGCGCACGGCGGAGAAGCUUCUGAAGGAGCUGCGUCCCCAGACCAGCGAGGGCCAGGUGCAGCUGCGCAUCCUGGAGCACCACUGCCUGCUGGCCACCAAGCAGACCGCCAACGUGGAGCGCGCCCUCGCCGUCUUCACCGACAUCGCUAACAACGAGAAAGAUCAUGUCCCUGCAUUGCUAGCCAUGGCCACAGCCUACAUGAUCCUGAAGCAGACCCCGCGAGCUCGCAACCAGUUGAAGCGCAUCGCCAAAAUGAACUGGAAUAUCAUCGACGCGGACGAGUUUGAGAAGAGUUGGCUCCUGCUGGCUGACAUAUACAUCCAGUCAGGGAAAUAUGACAUGGCAGGGGAACUGCUGAAACGCUGCUUACGCCACAACAAGUCCUGUUGUAAAGCAUAUGAAUACAUGGGCUACAUCAUGGAGAAGGAGAAGGCCUUUCGAGACGCUGCGUUGAAUUACGAAAUGGCUUGGAAGUAUGGAAAUCACACCAACCCAACAAUCGGGUAUAAACUUGCGUUCAACUACCUCAAGGCCAAGAGAUUCGUGGAUGCAAUAGAUGUUUGUCACAAAGUCUUGGAUGCCCAUCCAAAUUACCCGAAGAUAAGGAAGGAGAUAUUGGACAAGGCGCGAGCUUCUCUGAGAUCAUAGACACAUCAAUUCAGCUGUGUGUGUGUGUGUGUGUGUGUGUGUGUGUGUGUGUGUGUGUGUGUGUGUGUGUGUGUGUGUGUGUGUGUGUGUGUGUGUGUGUGUGUCAGAGAGAUCAAGAAUGUAUAUGAUUGUUUGGUGUGGGAAAAAACCUGCCGACUUAAAACCAGUUUGUAUUGCAGAUUGUGCAGUUGUUGGCACAAUCAUGAACUGAUCCAUUGUAAUGGAUGCCGUGCAUUUUUAUCAAUAAAUAUAAUU